This is a messenger RNA of Durusdinium trenchii, 1647 nucleotides long. Lineage: Eukaryota; Dinophyceae; Suessiales; Symbiodiniaceae. The record is from the annotation of a GenBank genome assembly.
AUGGAUAUGUCUGGAAUGCUUAUGACCACAGGAGCGGCUUUGCUCAUGACUCAUUGCUGCAUUUUUGGUUUUGAAGUCAUUUCCAUCCUGCGCCGUGUUGCCUCUGCCCUGUGGGAUGGGCUGGAUGGACACAAGUCCAACGAACAUUUGGACCGUGCCUUGUGGGAUGCGCGUAUUAAACAGUAUCGCUCCUCCUCCAGGGCUUGCAUGCACAUCGCGGCCAUUUGUACUUUCGGUCAGAUGCUGCACUUGCAAUGGAAUCAAAACGCACACUCACGCUGGCCCUUUGCGAUUUCAAUGUCUGCAUGGGUUAUGCAUCUGAUAAUCAGUUCCGGCAUCUUGCAGCUGAAUCGCGUGAGGUGUAGGCUUUUUGUUCUUGUGAUGUAUUUGAUGGUUGGGCUUUGGGUCCAUGGGAACCCUGGCGAUUGUCAAAAUGCACUCAUCCUCUCCAGUGUCACCAUUUCUGUGCGUUUUGCUGUCGCCACGUUUUUUGCGGAUUUCCAAAUCGGAGUUCCGGCACAGUCUUUGUUGAGCCUCCUGGAAACAUGGAAUGCUUGGAAGCGUGAUCCUGCUUCUGUACAUAUCUCCUGUCUUCAUCAGCUUACAGUCUUAGCUUUCAUCAUGGUUCUAGCGGGCUUGAUGGAAUUCCACAAUCGCUCGCGGAUUGCGCUGCUCACGAAUUCGGAGUCCAUGAUCCUGAGCUUCCGAAGGGUGCUGCGUGGGGUGUGCGAUGGCGAAGUUCUGCUGGACAGCCAAUUACGAGUAUCGGGGAAGGCCGGCUGCUUGCAGACGUUGCUGAUGACCUCGGACUCUAACUUCUGCGACAAGAGGUUCGAGGAAUUGUUGGUGGAGGAUGAGCGCGAACGUUUUCGAAGCUUCAUGUCGGAGCAAUCAAAUGCCUCUGGCCUCAGCGCUCCUCCAUGCUUGCGAGUGUCGUUGAAACGUCCACCCAGGAAGCGUUCAACAGGGUCAACCUCCAUGUUCCCGCCGGUUGGGGUCGAUCUCUUCCAUGUGCCGCACAUGUUGGGUGAAGAGACUUAUCACUUGCUCGCACUCCGAGAAGAUUCCGACUCAAGAUCUCCACUGGAGGUCGUUGGGGCUGAUGGAGAAUUGGCUCCUGCCCACACUGCAGAUUCCGAAAAGAGAAGAUUGAGGAGCAUGCCACUCUCUGAUUCUUCUGUCUCGCAGGUCUCUGCAAACUCUCUUCUGCAGAUUUGCAAGGAGGUGGAGGAGAUGACUUUGCUGGUGGAUGCGACCACACCGUUGCUGGAUGUGGAACAGGCUCACUUGAGCUUUCUUCGUCGACCUGAUAGCGACGAAAGCUCCAUGCCCAGUUUGCGACGCCUCGUUCAACCCACAGAUUGGGGCACUGUUCGUGCCCAGCUCUUGAGUUUCGCUGGGGCAGCACGACACCAGGGCGCUCUCCAAAUGAAGUUGAUGUUGCAGGAUGAUUGCAAGAGACGCCUUGAAGCACGCCGAGUACAGGUCUCUGCAUUCCUUCCACCCAAUGGCAACAAGUGUCCAGAGAUGUGCAGCAAACUGUGCAUGAAACUGGAGAACUUCAAAGCAUUGACGCCUGUACCAAAGCAAAAGUGGGAGUUGCAAGGUCUGAAUGAAUGCCAAUCUGAAGAUUCUGACCAGAGUUGA